Molecule: messenger RNA, 1694 nt
Organism: Procambarus clarkii (red swamp crayfish)
Lineage: Eukaryota; Metazoa; Arthropoda; Malacostraca; Decapoda; Cambaridae
Product: RAD52 motif-containing protein 1
Cellular component (GO): nucleolus
Molecular function (GO): RNA binding
Source: RefSeq, a predicted model, not a curated record
CAGGUUGCAUUGAGCUGGUCGCAAGGCAGAUCGUCGCUGGAGAGAUCGGGCGCUGGGACCGGUCACCGCCAUAACACAACAACUUGGUUGCAAGGUGCUCCAUUCAAAAGCUGCAUCUCGCUAAGGAAAAAUAUCGCCCCUAAAUCAACACAACAACAAAAUAUCGCUGUUUCAAGAACAUCUUUAUAUAGAUUGUUUAUGUACAUUUGAAUUGCAUAAGCAACAAAGUAAAAGUGCUUAGGGGAAAGUGAUAUCAAUGUUUUGAAGUAUUAUGGAUGUUGAGGUGAUACACGUUGAAAGCCCAGAAGAUGAAGGUCAUCAGCUUUAUUUACCAUGGAUAAAGUGGGAAAGCACUCAGGAGCACUUAGAGCAUGAACUGGAGGCAAAAUUUGUUCAAUUUGGUCUCAUACACCGAAUAUCUGUUUACAAAAGCAGAUUUACAAAUAUAGAAGAAACUGAAAACAUAUGGUUUGCAUAUGUUUCAUUCUACUCCACAUGGGAUUUUGAAAGGGCUCUUCAAUUUGAUGGCAAAAUUAAAAUUGGAGGCAGUGAAAUUAGAAUAAAAAGAAAGGGAACUGUCAGACUGCAAAAGAGAAUUCUACUCCCUCCCUACAAGGCCCAAGACUUGCUCACUUAUUAUCUUGGAUUUAAUUGUUGGAUAUCAAAAGUUAUAUAUAUGGAGAGGGAAAAAGAAGUUGAAGUGCCUGAUGUUGUACGAUAUGUUUGCAUGGUACACAUCCAAAUUCCAAGGGAGGAACUUUGCAGUGAAGGAGUGGGGAUAGGUGAGGUCCCUUUUAAUAAUGCCUCUCCAGUAUCAUGGGGAUAUUCAAUUUGUUGUGCAAGGAGAUUUGCAUUUCAAUCGGCAAUGAAAGCGGCAUUUUCCAAAUUCAUUAUCAUCAGACUUAAAAAUGGGAAGGUAACAGUAGAAGUUGAUACCACACAGUGUGAUCCCCUAAAAUAUGAUUCAGCUUUGGACAAACCACUUAUCAAGGUAAAUCACAUAAACUAUGAUCCAGACGAUGAGGAAAAUUGUGAGGAUUUGGAUAAUAUUACUGAAGAGCAAUUAGAAGAACUUCUUAAUGUAUCUCUGUGAUUUGUAUAAUCUGAUUUGUGAUUUGUAUUUUUAAUGAAAAUCUUGUUCAGCUAUCAAAUAAAUACAGUACUGUAUAUUUUAAUUUGUGUUUUGGUCUUGUUGAUACAGUGACAGUUUUACUUUUGAGUUGGUGCUCAGUAGCUGAUGAUCUAAGUGGUUGUGGACUGUUCUUUCACUUUUUUUACAUUCUAGUUUCUUGUUUUUAUAUUCCCUUCCAAGUUAGGUAUAGUUGUGCUGGGUUAGCGCUUUCUCCUAUGAGGCAUUUUUCAUUAGUUAAUGUGUACCAGUACUGUAGACUCUCUUGUACUAUCAUUUGUCAGAAAAAUAGUUUUGGUAGUUAUUUAAUCCUUCCCAACCAUAAACCAAAUUUCAUUUCUAUUAAAUUUUGUUAUUGUAGAGUCCUUCACAUUUGAAUAAAAAGUUUUAUUUAAUAUCCAACAACUUUUAAAAAGUCUUUUACAUCACUUAUUGCACACAAAUAUUGUUGGAAGACAGUUCUUAAAAGUUAACAAUCAAAACACUGCAGUUAUUAUUAUUUAUCAUUGUAAACACUAAUACCUGUACAGAAUACACAAUAUUACAAUAAACUGUUUUUAUAAAA